AUGCUACGACAGUUUUAUCUCUGGAAAUGGUUAGCUUCAGGGAUUAUCCUCGCAGCCCUCUUCACAAUCUGCUUCAGCCAGUAUGAUGAUGAUUGGCAAUAUGAGGAUUGCAAACUAGCUAGGGGAGGACCACCAGCCACCAUAGUUGCUAUCGAUGAAGAGAGUCGGAACGGUACGAUUCUGGUGGAUAACAUGCUGAUCAAAGGGACUGCUGGAGGACCAGACCCCACCAUCGAACUUUCCUUAAAGGACAACGUGGAUUACUGGGUGUUGCUGGACCCUGUUCAGCAAAUGCUCUUCCUGAACAGCACGGGCAGAGUUCUGGAUAGAGACCCCCCGAUGAACAUACACUCCAUCGUGGUGCAAGUCCAGUGCAUCAACAAGAAGGUGGGCACUGUGAUCUACCAUGAAGUUCGAAUCGUGGUGAGGGACAGGAAUGACAACUCGCCCACGUUCAAACACGAGAACUACUAUGCCACCGUGAAUGAGCUCACUCCAGUUGGCACCACGCUAUUUACAGGAUUUUCAGGAGACAAUGGAGCUACAGACAUAGAUGAUGGACCAAAUGGACAGAUAGAAUACGUUAUCCAAUAUAAUCCUAAUGAUCCGACAUCUAAUGACACCUUCGAAAUUCCCCUCAUGUUAACUGGAAAUGUGGUUUUAAGGAAGAGGCUCAACUAUGAAGAUAAGACUCGGUACUUUGUCAUCAUCCAAGCUAAUGACCGUGCACAAAAUCUGAAUGAGCGGCGAACCACCACCACCACCCUCACAGUGGACGUUCUGGACGGAGAUGACUUGGGUCCUGUGUUUCUUCCUUGUGUCCUGGUGCCAAACACACCUGAUUGUCGCCCGCUCACCUACCAAGCCGCCAUCCCUGAAUUGAGAACUCCGGAAGAACUGAACCCCAUCAUCGUUACCCCGCCCAUCCAAGCUGUUGACCAGGACCGGAAUAUUCAGCCGCCAUCAGAUAGGCCAGGCAUCCUCUACUCCAUCCUUGUUGGGACUCCUGAGGAUUACCCACGAUUUUUCCAUAUGCAUCCUAGGACUGCAGAACUUAGUCUCUUGGAGCCAGUAAACAGAGACUUUCACCAGAAAUUUGAUUUGGUUAUUAAGGCUGAACAGGACAAUGGCCAUCCUCUUCCUGCCUUCGCCAGUCUCCAUAUUGAAAUCCUGGAUGAAAACAAUCAGAGUCCAUAUUUCACGAUGCCCAGUUACCAGGGCUAUAUCCUGGAAUCCGCCCCAGUGGGAGCAACCAUCUCCGACAGUCUGAAUUUGACCUCCCCUCUGAGGAUUGUGGCUCUGGACAAGGAUAUAGAAGAUAUGAAAGACCCAGAGCUUCACCUUUUCCUGAAUGAUUACACCUCAGUCUUCACUGUUACACAAACUGGCAUUACUCGCUACCUCACCUUACUUCAGCCAGUGGACAGGGAAGAACAGCAGACUUACACUUUUUCGAUAACGGCAUUCGAUGGUGUGCAAGAGAGUGAGCCAGUUAUUGUCAAUAUUCGGGUGAUGGAUGCAAAUGAUAACACUCCAACCUUCCCUGAAAUAUCCUACAAUGUCUAUCUGUAUACAGACAUGAGCCCCGGCGACAGUGUCAUUCAGCUCACAGCCAUGGACGCAGACGAAGGGUCCAACGGGGAGAUCACGUACGAAAUCCUGGUGGGGGCUCAGGGCGACUUCAUCAUCAACCACACCACGGGGCUCAUCACCAUCGCCCCAAGGGUGGCACUGACGGUGGGGCGCACCUACGCGCUCACGGUCCAGGCCGCGGAUAAUGCGCCUUCCGCGGAGAGAAGGCACUCCAUCUGCACGGUGUACAUUGAAGUGCUUCCUCCAAAUAAUCAAAGCCCUCCCCGCUUCCCACAGUUGAUGUACAGCCUCGAAAUCAGUGAAGCCAUGAGGAUUGGUGCUGUUUUAUUAAAUCUACAGGCAACUGAUAGAGAGGGAGACCCAAUAUCAUACACCAUUGAGAACGGAGAUCCUCAACGAGUUUUUAAUCUUUCGGAAACUACUGGGAUUCUAACCUUAGGGAAAGCCCUGGACAGGGAGAGCACCGAUCGCUACAUUCUGAUCGUCACUGCUUCGGACGGCAGGCCCGAUGGGACCUCUACUGCUACCGUAAAUGUGGUGGUGACAGAUGUCAAUGACAAUGCACCAGUGUUCGACCCCUUUCUGCCUAGAAACCUGUCUGUGGUGGAGGAAGAAACCAAUGCCUUUGUGGGUCAAGUACGGGCAACAGACCCUGAUGCUGGAAUAAAUGGCCAAGUGCAUUAUAGUUUGGGCAACUUCAAUAAUCUCUUCCGCAUCACAUCCAAUGGGAGCAUUUACACAGCUGUGAAGCUUAACAGAGAGGUCAGGGACUACUACGAGCUUGUUGUUGUGGCCAUGGAUGGAGCAGUGCAUCCCCGUCACUCAGUGCUCACACUGGCCAUCAAAGUUUUGGAUAUCGACGAUAACAGUCCUGUGUUCACCAAUUCAACGUAUACUGUGGUCGUGGAGGAGAACCUGCCGGCUGGGACCACUUUCCUCCAGAUAGAGGCCAAAGAUGUUGACCUUGGAGCAAAUGUGUCUUAUCGGAUCCGAAGCCCAGAAGUAAAGCACUUUUUUGCACUACAUCCAUUUACAGGAGAACUUUCCCUUUUAAGGAGCUUGGACUAUGAGUCAUUUCCAGAGCAGGAAGCAAGCAUCACAUUUCUCGUGGAGGCCUUCGAUAUUUAUGGAACGAUGCCACCAGGCAUUGCCACUGUCACAGUGAUAGUAAAGGAUAUGAAUGAUUAUCCGCCCGUAUUUAGUAAACGGAUCUACAAGGGGAUGGUGGCUCCGGAUGCCGUGAAGGGCACACCCAUCACAACCGUUUAUGCUGAAGAUGCAGACCCCCCUGGGUUACCUGCAAGUCAUGUGAGGUACAGAGUAGAUGAUGUCCAGUUUCCUUAUCCUGCCAGUAUUUUUGACGUAGAAGAAGAUUCUGGAAGAGUAAUAACUCGAGUCAAUCUUAACGAAGAGCCUACAACAAUUUUUAAGCUGGUGGUUGUUGCUUUUGAUGAUGGUGAGCCUGUGAUGUCCAGCAGCGCCACAGUGAAAAUUCUUGUCUUACAUCCUGGAGAAAUCCCACGCUUCACGCAAGAGGAAUAUAGACCUCCUCCAGUGAGUGAACUUGCCACCAGAGGGACUAUGGUUGGAGUGAUUUCGGCAGCGGCCAUCAACCAGAGUAUUGUGUACUCCAUAGUUUCAGGAAACGAAGAAGAUAUGUUUGGAAUUAACAACAUCACAGGUGUUAUCUAUGUGAAUGCCCCCCUGGAUUAUGAGACCAGGACAAGCUACAUACUUCGCGUCCAGGCCGAUUCCCUGGAAGUGGUCCUCGCCAAUCUCCGAGUCCCUUCGAAAAGCAAUACGGCUAAAGUGUAUAUUGAGAUUCAGGAUGAAAAUGAUCAUCCCCCAGUGUUUCAGAAAAAAUUCUACAUUGGAGGUGUAUCUGAAGAUGCAAGGAUGUUUACUUCUGUACUCAGAGUUAAGGCUACUGACAAAGAUACUGGCAAUUACAGUGCCAUGGCUUACCGACUCAUCAUUCCACCCAUUAAAGAGGGAAAAGAAGGAUUUGUGGUGGAAGCGUAUACGGGGCUCAUCAAAACUGCUAUGCUCUUCCACAACAUGAGAAGGUCCUACUUCAAAUUCCAAGUCAUUGCAACUGACAACUAUGGGCAGGGACUGAGUGGCAAAGCGGAUGUUCUGGUUUCCGUGGUCAAUCAGCUGGACAUGCAGGUCAUUGUUUCCAACGUGCCCCCGACUCUGGUGGAAAAGAAGAUAGAAGAUCUCACAGAGAUUUUGGAUCGCUAUGUUCAGGAGCAAAUUCCCGGUGCCAAGGUGGUGGUAGAGUCCAUUGGUGCUCGCAGGCAUGGGGACGCCUUUUCUCUAGAAGAUUAUACGAAAUGUGACCUGACUGUCUACGCAGUCGACCCCCAGACCAACCGAGCCAUAGACAGAAAUGAGCUUUUUAAAUUUCUGGAUGGCAAACUGCUUGAUAUCAAUAAAGACUUCCAGCCGCAUUACGGGGAAGGAGGACGCAUUUUGGAGAUCCGCACUCCAGAGGCAGUGACCAGCAUUAAAAAGCGAGGAGAAAGUCUGGGCUACACGGAAGGGGCCUUGCUGGCACUCGCCUUCAUCAUCAUCCUCUGCUGUAUUCCUGCCAUUUUGGUGGUUCUGGUCAGCUACAGACAGUUUAAAGUCCGCCAAGCUGAGUGCACCAAGACAGCGCGAAUCCAGUCGGCCUUACCUGCGGCCAAGCCCGCGGCGCCCGCACCAGCACCCGUGGCCGUGCCCCCGCCGCCCCCGCCUCCCCCCGGGGCGCACCUGUACGAGGAGCUGGGGGACAGCACCAUGCAUAAUCUUUUCCUUCUCUACCAUUUCCAACAAAGCAGGGGAAAUAAGGCAGUCUUGGAAGACAGGAAAAGUCCCCACACUGUGAUGCCCUUUUCUUCUUCCAGCACUAUUGAGACUCACAAGCAGGCUCAUGUAGAUGGAUCCCUUAAGAACAACCAGCCCAAGUCGGCAAGAAAAUACACCCUGACAUCUGAUGAGGACACCUUAAGUAUCCACAGUACUCUUUAUAAGGAAACUCUAGAUCCAAGACCAACAAAUUCAGACUUUUUACUAAGAACAGAUUUUAUAGACUCAUUUUUACCCAGAACACAAGCCCGGAGUAAGUCCCUGAGGGGCCCAAGAGAAAUGUUUCAGAGGAUGUGGAAUCAGCCGGUCCGCUUCCCUCAGAGACCAGUGUGGGAACUUCCCAGGGGACCAGAAACCAUAGAGCUGGAGCAAUGGCAAAGCCACAGGCAGGAAGGUGCAGGGGAAACCACAGAGACCCUUCCAAACAAAAGAGGUAGCAGUAAUCCCCUGCCUCCAGUUGGAGAUUCGAAUGUUGCCAAGAGAGGAGAAACAAGGCACGGUGAACCACUGCUCAUACGUGGAGCAGAGCCCUUGGAAUCUCUGUCUUCAGACUCCUCAUGUUGCUCUCCUUCGCCUCAGUCCUCCUCCUCCACUUUGCUGACUGUUUCAAGAACUGUGGAACUCCAGUCCGAACCUGGUAUCAUCCUUUCUCCUGCUGACUGUUCCUUGGAACUUUCUCCUUCAGUACCCUGCAUUUUAAACUCCCCCGUCUUUAGGAGAGAGACACCCACAUGUAUGUUGACAGUUGAAACCAGAAGGAACAUUUUUGAAAUUCUUCCCAAACCACCAAAUAUCUCCCCUCUUCCUCCCCCUCCUCCACUUUUUCCACUUUCCACCCCCCCUUCUUCUCCCUCUUCUUCUCCUUCACCUCCUCUACCUUCACUCACCUCCCUCCCUCCCCCAUCCCCCCCUCUUCCCUCUCCUCUGUCUCCUCCAACUUGGGCUCCGUCCAUUAAGUGUGUCUGUGUACCCGUUGUUAAGCACACUGUCAAUGUGACACCUGCCGAGGAAAUCGAGCCCUCUGUCCCACAGCCACCAGCACCCGCAACAGUGUGUCGUGCAGAUCCCCAGAGAGAACCAAAGGGCAUCCUCAAGCAUAUUAAAAACUUAGCCGACCUUGAAAAGUCGGUAGCUAACAUGUACAGUCAGAUCGAAAAAAACUUUCCACCAACACACAACUCAAGACUUGGAAGUAGUUGUCCUCCAGAGACAGAAAGUGUGGAAGUCACUGAACACGACCAGGGGAGUUUGCACAGUAUUGUCGAGGGCCCUGAGAACCCACCUCACAGUCAGUCUGCCUCACUGUAA
This is a messenger RNA of Neomonachus schauinslandi (Hawaiian monk seal), 5754 nucleotides long. RefSeq names its product protocadherin related 15 (gene PCDH15). Gene Ontology annotation, biological process: sensory perception of sound; homophilic cell-cell adhesion; inner ear development. The transcript is spliced from 34 exons. The record is from RefSeq and is a predicted model, not a curated record. Lineage: Eukaryota; Metazoa; Chordata; Mammalia; Carnivora; Phocidae. Gene Ontology annotation, cellular component: stereocilium; plasma membrane; desmosome. Gene Ontology annotation, molecular function: calcium ion binding. The coding region runs from base 1 to 5754 and encodes 1917 amino acids.